This is a messenger RNA of Triplophysa dalaica, 1288 nucleotides long. RefSeq lists its product as uncharacterized. The transcript is spliced from 4 exons. The record is from RefSeq and is a predicted model, not a curated record. The coding region runs from base 1 to 1044 and encodes 347 amino acids. NCBI's taxonomy places the organism in Eukaryota, Metazoa, Chordata, Actinopteri, Cypriniformes, Nemacheilidae.
AUGCAGGUGGCAAAGAACGGCAACGUUGUGAGACUGCGGAAUGUCAAGCGGAGUUUGAGCUUUUCCGAUCCGGAUGGUUACGACAUCUUAUGCUCCUUUAACCAGCAUGGAAGUGACGAGCCUGCCGUUCCUCCCCUGUGCGCCGCCGAGCUCCAAGAGGCGCUCAAUAUAGCGGAGGUGAAAGCCCUCGGACCGAAACAGAAGGUGGGAGAAGUUUUUGGAAAAGUCAAACUCAACGGUUCUGUGAGCAAGGUAGUGCCCGUCAACUGCUCAGAUUGUGAGCUUAAGGAAAUCGUUAUCAACGACGGGACUGGCGACAUGAAGGUGACCCUGUGGGACCCUUUUGCGAAUCCCAAAAAGGCCAUGAAAUCUUACGCCUUCAAAAAUCUGUGCACCCGGGACAGAGGGUACAUAUACCUGCGCACAGGCCCGUCCAGCGUCGUCGAGCCGAUUACCGAUUUUACCGAGUCGGAAGACAAGAGCGAAACUAGCCAGCAGGAAUCGAGGUCAACAGCGCUUUUGAGUGCCAAAGUGAAGGGCGUCGAAAUCACCAUCCAACGCCGGUGUCCCAGUUGCCGAGCCAGACAGACGGCGUUCAUUGAAAAGUCCGUGUUGCACCGGUGCAAGGGCUGCAGGCUGAAGCAGUCAUCGCUGGCCUUCGUUGCCUCCUUCUCGGGAAAGGCCAUAGUCGGGACGGACAACGGCGAAGUCAAUGUGGUCCUCAUCAGCUCGGCGCUGUCCAUCUACUUGCGGUGGGCCGCCCUGUGCAGUAUGUUGAACGACGCAGAGGCCAUCGAAAAUCACCUUCUGGUGUUACCCGGCCUAGACCUGACCAUCAAUGCUGAUUGGUUCCUUUUGUCUAUCCAACGAGCUGUUGAGCCACCUGCCCCUUCGGAGGAGACUUUAAAUAACUCUGAUGAAUUCCUUCAGGAGAUGCUGGAACUUGCUGAGGUUGCAGACCACCUGCCUCUUCACACACAGCCAGUGGUACUUCCAGCACCUGAAGAGACGUUGAGUGAGAAAAAAUGUGCCCUGCUGUGCUAAACAUUCGUUUGCAUGCUGCUGAUGGGAGCAGUGGUGUGUUGAGCUUCAGGGACAAAUUAAAAACUGCGGGCACUGACUUGAGUAUGUCCACUGAGGUAGAAGUGUUGGCCAGAUAGGCAUCCAACUGUUUUGUGGUUUCGUGGACAUUUCCCUUCAUAAGGCCAAAAAAGUCUUCCUCCUCAGAUCCAGAAUGGCUACCAGGUGAUGAUAAGGCUGACUCUUCCUCCAUGUGUGUCUUGAUGUA